CUUAUAAAAAUAACUUGUUUUGAUCUCCCGCUAAAAAAAUCUUCUGUCAGAAUCAUUAGUUUAAGGCGUCUAGAUUUUCUUUUCUUUCUCUCUUUCUCUUAUUUCAUUCUGUAACCAUACUUCCCUCCCCCUCCCCUCCCUUCCUUUCCUUAAAAACUCUUAUUCAUUCCUUUUUAUUAACAUGGCUCCUACAACAGUAUGGAUUAACAAGCGUGCUGACGAUGACGACGAAGAUUAUUCUGAAGAUACUAAUGAUGACAGUGGCAGCGAUGACAAUUCUGAUGACAGCGUUGACAAUUCUGAUGACAGCGGCGAUGAUUCUGAUGACAGCGUUGAUGAUUCUGAAGAUACGAGUGAUGAUGGCAGCGAUGAUUCGACCGAAGAUUCUACUGAGGAUGACGGCUCAGAAGCUGAUGGUACUGAACAAGACGAUGGCUCGACAGAUUCAGGCACUGUAGAUGCUGAUACUACGGAAGAAGAUGGUACCACUGACAAUUCCGAUGAUACUAUAACUGCUACGACUACUGCAGACACUACGACUACUACCGUGGAUGACAACACAGUUCCAACUUUGAGUGUAAGCGAGGUCAUGACUAGCACUGUAGCCCCUAUUACUACCACUACUGCUACCACAGACAAUGUCAUAGCCACUACAACCCAAGAUAUAAGCACAAUAUCGUCUAUCAUAGACACCUCUUCUGCUAUCAUGACUGCUACUUAUUCUUCUUCUUUCUUGCCUACUGCCACCACAACAUCCGCUAUUGUAUCUAGUACACCAUCUAUGAGUCUAGACACUGCAAACAAUAAUGCUAGUAGCAAUAGUGGUCUGAGUGACCAAAAGAAAGCUGUUAUUGGCGGUGUUGUAGGUGGUGUAGGCGGAGCCCUUAUCCUUGGUUUCCUUGCUUUCAUUUUUGUUUCUCGCUGGAAGAGACAACGUCGUGAAAAGGGUAUGGAAACCUUCCGCCCAAGAUCCGAUUACAGUGUAUUUAAUGCUGGUGGAGGUGGAGCUCGCAUGUCCGAAAUCCCUGCUUAUUAUAAUAGCCCAAGUGCUGAACGCAUUAUUCCUGUGAAUCAUAAUCAAUAUUAAUCUUUUUCUUUUUACCAAUAUUUAUUCUAUAUUUAUGUAUUAAAAUAAUCCCCCCUUUUUUUAGA
This is a messenger RNA of Gilbertella persicaria, 1152 nucleotides long. RefSeq lists its product as uncharacterized. The transcript has 4 exons. NCBI's taxonomy places the organism in Eukaryota, Fungi, Mucoromycota, Mucoromycetes, Mucorales, Choanephoraceae. Bases 182 to 1087 code for a protein of 301 amino acids. The record is from RefSeq and is a predicted model, not a curated record.